Molecule: messenger RNA, 1086 nt
Organism: Candidozyma duobushaemuli
Lineage: Eukaryota; Fungi; Ascomycota; Pichiomycetes; Serinales; Metschnikowiaceae
Product: ERMES complex subunit
Exons: 1
Coding region: 1-1086 (361 amino acids)
Biological process (GO): phospholipid transport; mitochondrion organization
Cellular component (GO): ERMES complex
Molecular function (GO): lipid binding
Source: RefSeq, a predicted model, not a curated record
AUGUCUUUUGACAUCAAUUGGGAUAAGCUUGUGGAAGACAACUCCAUAAAUGAGUCUGUACGUGAGUUUCUUGAUAGACAGCUAAAUCAGCUUCAGCUUCCUUCCUACAUUGACAAUCUCACGGUUACCGAGUUCUCGUUGGGCUCCAAAGCUCCAGAACUCACGAUACGACAUGUGGGGGACCCCUUUGACGAAUUCUACGAAGAAGGCUCAGACAAUGAAGAGGAAAAGAACCCUAUGCUGCCAGCAAUGAGCGAUCUGGACACAGAAUCUGACGAUAGUGAAUAUGGCUACGAUGGACAUACGACUCUCAAUGAAACAGGCCUACGAGAGACAUUAAGAGACAUUCCACCUUCUCCACCACCAAUGCCACAUGAUCCACGAGAUAUCUUGAAAAACUUCCACGCAUACUCCAUGAACAAUGUUGGACUUACGCACAUAUCACUGAUGAAUGAGUCCGAGACACCAACCAAUAUAUUUGCACAGAAUCCACUUCGUCCUGCCAUUACCCUGGCUCAAAAAGCAGUCAAAAGAGAUAGCAAUGAUUUGCAAAGCAUUAUUGAAAUAGACUACGAGGGAGACCUGACGAUGGAGGUAACAGUGAAUUUGCUUGUCAACUACCCCUCUGCACUGUUCAUUACGCUACCGAUCAAACUUCACAUUACAGACUUGGUCAUUCACUCCUUGGCAGCGGUAGCUUACCUUAAAAAAAGCAUAUUUGUAUCCUUCUUGUGCGACCUCAACGACACAAAAUCGGAAUAUUUCACCAAGUCGAACGCUGGCACGGAAGGAUCAUCCAACACACCAUCCGCGGGAGGCAACUUUGUCGACUACUCUUCGCCUAUAAAUCAUGAGCGUAUCGACGUCAUCAAGUCGGUCAAGAUUGAAUCUGAAAUAGGCGAGCUAGGCAAUAAUGUGCUUAGAAAUGUGGGUAAGGUAGAGCGUUUCUUGGUCGACCAGCUACGCAAAAUAAUACGUGAAGAGAUAGCAUGGCCCAGUUGGGUCUGCUUCGAUCUCAAUGAGGACUCUGAUGAAGAGGAUGAGGAGGAUUCCGAAGAGGAAGCUCCUUUAGAUGCUGAGACAUAA